AUGAAAGAGGAAUGGAAAAAGGAAAUGAAGGAUGGAAUACGGGAAAUUAGGGAGAUGCUGAGGGAAGAAUUAAGAGGACAUAUAGGAGAUUUGAAAAAGGAAAUGGAGGGGUUGGUAAAGAUGAGGUUAAACGAGAGGGAAAAGUUAUGGGAGAGAGAAAGAGAGGAUCUAAAGGAAAAGGUAGAAGGUUUAGAGCAGGAGAUAAUUAAGCUAAAAUCAAGGGAAGAGGGGAAGGGGAAGAUAGGGGAGGAAAAAGGGGGAGAAAUGGAAAGGAAAUUAAAAGAGAUGGAGAAAUGGAGAGAAAUGAAAGAAAGGGAGGAGAGGAAAAGGAAUGUAGUGGUAAGAGGGGUAAGAGAGGGGAUAAAAGAAGUAGAGAUAAAAGUAAGGGAGUUAAUACAAGAACUAGGAAUAGAGGCGGAGAUGGAGGAUUUGAAAUGUGUAGAGAAUAGAACAGAGGAGAAGAAGGGGACGGCGAUAGUUAAAAUAAAAAAAGUGAAAGGAAAGAAAGAGAUAAUGAAAAGCAGAAGAGAAGUAAAAGAUAAGGAGAUAAGAAUUGACGAUGACUUGACAUGGAAAGAACGGAAAAUGAGAUGGAACCUAGAGGAGGUAGCGAGAAGGGAAAGAAAGAAAGGAAAAAGAGUAAGAGUAAGUUAUGGUAAGAUUCAAAUAGAAGGUAAAUGGUGA
Messenger RNA from Formica exsecta, 684 nucleotides. Its product is annotated as translation machinery-associated protein 22-like. The coding region runs from base 1 to 684 and encodes 227 amino acids. The record is from RefSeq and is a predicted model, not a curated record. The transcript has a single exon. Lineage: Eukaryota; Metazoa; Arthropoda; Insecta; Hymenoptera; Formicidae.